AUGAAGGAGCUGACGUGUUUGGACUGUAAUAAGCAGUUUGAUCCUCAACAUGGACAUUGCUGCUUAAAUAGCCGUUGGAUGCUGAAAAUUGGAGACGGAAUCAACAGGAUGCAUAAAAUUAUGAAUAGUCAAGACCUUGAGGGACAGGAAUCCUUCUCUGUGCCUCGGCAGCAAAUACCUCGUUUGCCAUCGGUUUCUUCUGAUAUAUUCAGCAGAAAUCACGAUUCUUACACAAAUUCCAGUUUAUCGCGACAAGUGACUAGCGAAACUGUUCAACACACUUCUUCCUGUUCGGAAAACUCUGUGAAGUACAACAAAUGCUCCGUAACUGACUUCCAAGCAGUUCCUGGUCCUUCCCGAUUGACCUUCAGUGAAAGCACAGGAAGUGUGUGUCAGAAAGAAUUUCAAUCCAAACCAAACCAAGCCGAGUCUAUUAAUGUAAUACAGUCCGCAAGCAACGUUUGUGACAAAGUAUUUAAACCAACAGAUAGUUUUAGAAAGCGCAUGCAAAACCAAGAGGGAGAAAAAGAACACAGAUGUGACUUCUGUGGAAAAUCGUUUCAGCGUAAGACAGAUUUACAGAGACACACACGGGUUCAUACAGGUGAGAAACCAUUCAUUUGCGCUGUUUGCGGGAAUCGAUAUCAAAGAAAGAGUCAUUUGACGAGACAUAAUAUGAUUAGCCACAAUGGACCAAAAUUUUCAUGUGAAAUUUGCGGAAAAUUAUAUGCUCAAAAGCUUUAUUUAAAGAUGCAUGCUCGCCAGCACGCAGAUGAAAAACUAUAUGAAUGCGACACCAGUGGGAAAUAA
Argiope bruennichi is the source of this 810-nucleotide messenger RNA. RefSeq names its product zinc finger protein 624-like. The record is from RefSeq and is a predicted model, not a curated record. NCBI's taxonomy places the organism in Eukaryota, Metazoa, Arthropoda, Arachnida, Araneae, Araneidae. Bases 1 to 810 code for a protein of 269 amino acids. The transcript has a single exon.